AUGUCCGGUACGGAGUUUGAUUUCUAUCCGCUUAUCGUGGCUACAUGCUUCUAUCUAUCUGUUUUCGUAAUUGCUGAAUUAACGCGUAAGCUUAUCGACAAAUAUGAAACGCCUGGUUCAUUGUUAUAUCAUUUUCUAAUGGAAAUAAUAGCAACAGCGCAAAUGUGUACUUGUGUUUAUGAGAACGCUUUGAUUAUUGGACAUUAUGGCUUAUUGGGUUUCUUUUUCACCGUUACUUUGCUUAUUUUUUCUGGCGGUGUCAUGAAUCGAGAAGCAUUUGUUUCUCCAUUACCACCAAUUGAGCUGUAUUAUAAAGGAAUAUUUCCAUUGAAAAGAUUAUUAGUAACCAUAGCUGGCCAAAUGAUUGGUGGUUAUUCGGCUUAUCGGAUAGCCCGUAAUCUAUGGUACUGGUCGUUGAAUUUGUCUCCUGAUCAUGCUCUUUUCUAUGAACUCACAAGUUGUAAAUUUAGUUAUAAGGUUCCGUUCAUGUUCGUGCCUUCCUUCGAAGUAUUUGGCUGUUUUCUAAUGCGCUACAUUCUUCUUCGCAUUCCUGCAAAUUUCAAGAUAUUUAUGGUUCCAAUUGUUGUGUCAGCAUUUUUGACAUUUGCAUUAAUACUUGUGGGUGUUCCUGGACUUAAUCCAACAAUUGUUUCAUCACGUUUACAAGGUUGUGACGGGCUAGACACUAUUUGGUUUAUUUUGACUUAUUGGAUAUGUCCUACAAUUGGUUGGAUGUUAUCGGUUUUCAUGGAUGAUCGUAAAAUCCCUGUUGUUGGGAAGAAACCAGAAUAA
This is a messenger RNA of Acanthocheilonema viteae, 792 nucleotides long. Lineage: Eukaryota; Metazoa; Nematoda; Chromadorea; Rhabditida; Onchocercidae. The record is from the annotation of a GenBank genome assembly.